Molecule: messenger RNA, 2546 nt
Organism: Vespa mandarinia (Asian giant hornet)
Lineage: Eukaryota; Metazoa; Arthropoda; Insecta; Hymenoptera; Vespidae
Gene: fws
Product: Conserved oligomeric Golgi complex subunit 5 four way stop
Biological process (GO): intra-Golgi vesicle-mediated transport
Cellular component (GO): COG complex
Source: RefSeq, a predicted model, not a curated record
AACUUCCAUUAUAUUGUAUUGUCAGUUUAUUCUACGUGGAAGUUGAUGUAUACUUUAACAUAUAUUGAAAAAAUUUAUCAAAAUUAAAAGAAUUAAUUAAUUUAUGUAUUAUUGUGAUUUAAAAUGAGUGAAAAAAUCUUGACUUUAGAAGUUAUAGAAAAUGACGAGUUCUUUAAACAAUUCUUGAAUGGUGAUUUAAAGAAUACAGAGAUUGACAAAGUAUUGUCAGUAGUUCAACAACUAAAUAAAUUAGGACAAGCUAUUGAAGUUUUACGAUCUGAAUUACAAAACCAAGUACUUGCAAAUUAUGAAGAUUUGUUAUCACAAGCAAUAUGGGUUGAAAAAUUAGAAGAUGUACUUUCAAUAAUGCAAGCUCAUGUACAAAAUUUGUUACUAGCUGUAGAACGUUUACGUGGGAAAAUAAUAGAACCAUUUAAUAGAAUUGAAACUCAAGCAAUAGUAUUGUCACGUCUUCAUGAAACAUCUGAUCUUUUACGAAGAGUAGCAAGAAUGCAACAUUUAUCAAAACGUUUAGGUUCACAAAUGACAAAUGUUAUUCAAGGUCCAGAUAUAAUAAAAGUAGCAAAUAAUUUACACGAACUUGAGCAAUUAAUGACGGAUACAGAUUUAAAUGGCUUAGAUAUAAUUGCUGACGACCAACAAGCUGUUAAAGCUCAUAGGGCAGUUGUGAAAAGAGUAGCUACUCAUACAUUAACUCAAGGUUUACAGACAAUGGAUAGAGUUAAGGUCAGUACAGCUGUACAGGUAUUUCAGAACUUAGGGAUUGUAAAUGAAGCAAUAGAAAUAACUAUUGAAAAUAAUUUAGCUAAUAUCAAGAAAAAUACCAUAGAAUCUUUUGAUGUUCUCCUAUCUAAAAGUCAAGAUAUAAUAAAAAAAGUAGCUCCAGGUCGUGCUUCAACACCUACACCAGGAACGUCAGGGAAUUUACGUACACGUAUUUGGGAAAAUCUUGAAAGACUUUUUCAAGACACUUUGUUUUUGCAGUGUAUACAAAUCGAAUUAUUACAAAAAACAUUGCUGGAAAAUCAUGCAAAAGAAUUCAAUAACUUAUCUGAAACAUUUUGGCUGAAAGUUAAUCAACUAUUGAGUGAAGUACUUAUUGCACGUGCACAAGAAUCAUCACUUGUAAAACAGGCCUUGGAAGGAGAAUAUCCAAAAUUCUUACGAUUAUUUUUAGACUUAAGUAAGCGCUUGAAAGAUAGAUCACAAAGUUUUGGUACUUAUAACAUUAAUCGUAAUGUUUUGUCAUCAUUUGAAAAUGCAUACCUUUCUCGUUCGGUAUCUCGUCUCUUGGAUCCUGUACACACCAUGUUCUGUGGAACAAAUCUACCAAAUCAAGAUGAAAUUGAUACUUUAAUUCGCACUGUAACAAAUGAACUGAGUGUUUCACUUGUUGAUGAUUGUCUGUCCAUUGUGGUGGCACGUAAUGUGAGCAAAUCUAUACGACUAUUUUGUUUAAAAUGUGAACAAGGAUUAAUAACAGGUGGAGAAGCAAGCCAAGUUAUUGAUUCACCUACAGCUGGACAACAAACCAAUGUCACCUUAGCAAAUUUAUUACAUUAUCUUUCUAGUCAAAUAAAUCGUGUAAUUGCCAACUUGUCAUCUGGUUUACCAGUUGAAGGAUCAACAAUUAUUUCAUCAGCAAUCAAGGAAUCAGAUGUAUUAACAAAAAGUAUACUUUCACCAUUGUUAGCUUCUAUCAGUGAUGCAAUCGAAAGUAUUAUUUUAACGAUACAUGAUGAUCCUGAUUUCCGAGAUGCAAACAGUCCUAUUGGAAAAGAUAUUUCUUGUUCAUUAUACAUGCGUGAAUUACAAGGUUUUAUUUUAAGAUCUGUAAAUACAUUCCUUAUCCCUUAUAAAAAUCAAGUAGUGGUCACUGAAUGUUGUAAGACUGUAGCUUCAAGAUGCAUUGAAUUAUUUAUGAGACAUGCUUGUUUAUUGAGGCCAUUAACAGAUUUUGGAAGAAAGAAAUUAAUUAUGGAUUUCACUCAAAUGGAGCUUGCUGUAUCACCAUUAUGUGGUGGAGGUCAGUUAAGUUUGUUAGAACAACAACAAUAUAGAAGAUUAAGAGCUUUAAAAGCAUUAAUAUUACAAAAGCCAGAAGAUAUGGUACAAAAAGUUUUAGAAGAUCCAUCAGAAAAUAGUGUACCGCCAUCUCUUAUCCUUCUACAUUUAUUUUCUGGUGCACCACCUGAAUUAUUGUCUCCACAUCAGAGUGCAGGUUGGUCUAUUGGACGAUUAUCUCAAUGGAUGGAUAGUCAUCCAGAAGAAAAGGAUAGAAUAGCUCUCAGUAAGGGGUCAUUGGAACGUUAUCAGUUAACUAUACAACAAAAUAAUAUUCCAUCUUUCCAUUCUUUGUUUCCGCUGAUGACAAAAUUAGCUAAUUUAUAUGAUCAUUACGUAGAAUUAUUUACGAAUUAUUAAAGUAAGGUGUAAAUGUUAUUAAGAUUUUAUAAAAAAUAUGGAAUUCAUACUUCUACUGUACAAAAAGAACUACAUUUUAAUAAUAUGAAGUAAAAAACGAA